UCGUCCUCCCCGUCUUCUCUAUCUAUCAUCCCCUUUUGCGUUUCUGAUCUGAAGUAUGAGCUUUGUGUUUUUUUCUUUUUUAAUCCGGUAAGCUUCAGUCCGCUUUGAAUGUUGGAGGGAUGAAGCUGAGUGCCUGAAUCUGAUUUGUGUUUUUCUUUUUGUUUGGCUUCACAUUAAUCUGGCUAGAAAAAGAGAUCUGUGAUUAUGAUUUGGGUUUUCAGAGUGAUCGAAUUAAUGAAAGAUCGUUUGCUUUGGCUUUGAUUUUUGAGAGGAUAAAAUCAAAUUUGAGAUUCGUGAGUGUCGGCGUUAGUUAUUUGAUUGCUCGAGGAUACUUUGAAUCUGCAUUUCUGGUUUCUGAUCUGUCUGGGUUCCGAAAUUGUUCUUGGUAAGCUAGCUUACGGAUGCAUUUGUCUUUGUUGAGAACUUGAGACUCUUGAGUUACCUAUAAGGUUUCUGAUGAUCUGAUAUGGAUUCCAUGUCGAUUAUUAUGAUAGACAUAUCCAGAAAUUUUAUUUCAAAUGUUUUAUGAUUUAAUCUUCUCGAUUGGCGUUGAUCGGAAGAAAUCUCUAAUUUUCUACUCCCACGAAACUGUCGUCAAAGUGGGUUUCUUUUUGGGGAUUUGGGUUUUGAGGAGCAGCAUUAACCAUGGAUGGUAACAAGGAUGAAGCAGCGAGAUGCAUCGGAAUCGCUGAAGCAGCUAUGGCUUCUGGAGAUAAGCAGCGUGCUCUGAAAUUCAUCAGAAUUGCACAACGCCUCAACCAAAAUCUGCAGCUUGAUGAUCUACUUGCUGCGUGCGAAAAGUUAGAAUCUAUGACAUCCACCUCUUCCCCUGAUCAAAAGCCCGUAGGUCAAAACCACAAAGAGCCAACUUCAUCUAAAUUUCCUGAGCUAUCGCAUGGAGGAGGGAAUUACACCGAAGAGCACCUUAAGCUGAUCCGAGAAGUGAAGAAAAACAAGGAUUACUAUGCAAUUCUUGGGGUGGAAAGGACAUGUUCCGUUGAGGAGAUUAGGAAAGCUUACAGGAAAUUAUCUCUCAAGGUUCAUCCUGACAAGAACAAGGCACCGGGUUCGGAAGAGGCAUUUAAGAAAGUUUGCAAAGCUUUCAAGUGCUUGAGCGAUGAAGAUUCAAGGAGGCAGUAUGAUCAAACAGGUCUUGUUGAAGAAUUUGAAUACAAUCAGCAACAUAACGUCAGGAGGAGGAGGAGGAGAACUUCGCAUGGCUUCUUUGAUGAUGAUUUUGACCCUGAUGAAAUAUUCAGGUCAUUCUUUGGUCAGGCAGAGAUGUUUCGGACUGCCCAUGUUUAUAGGACUACUAGAGGAACGGCCACCCAACAAAGGGAAAAUAAUAAUGGAGGAGGGCCUAAUCUGUUGGUUCUUAUUCAAAUUUUGCCAUUCCUUGCAAUCUUAUUGCUAGCCUACCUUCCUUUCUCAGAGCCUAGUUAUUCUUUGCAGAAGACUCAUUCUUAUCAUAUUCCCAAGGUCACUGAGAAACAUGGGGUAGAAUUUUAUGUUAAAUCUUCUGAUUUUGAUAACAAAUUUCCAAUUGGAAGUCUUUCUCGAGCUAACCUUGAGAAUCUCGUUGUGAGGGAUUACAAGAACACAUUGGUACGCUAUUGUCGUGUGGAGCUUCAACGGCGGCAAUGGAACAGGAAUUAUCCAACACCUAACUGUGAUAUGCUACAAAAUUUUGGAGUGGUGUGAAGAAUUACAGUCAGAAUGUAGGACUUUUCCUCUAUGACACGAGGAAGUGUCUAUGGUGGAUUCUGGCAGAUGAAGAUUACAGUGUCAAGUUGUUAAUAUUGUGCAAAGGUGAUGCGAGAUGGAGGGGAAAUAAAGAAGACACAGCAUGUGCACAUUAUAUAGCAUUUGCAUAUGCUUACAUAUGGAAACACUGCUUCAUCAUCCUAGUGCUUGGAAUGGCAGUGAUGAGCACAUUCUUACGGAUGAAUAUUAAACAAUGAGUGGAACCGGAAUUUGUAGAGCUUAUUUUACAUGAGAUUAUCACUUUUUUGAUGCUUGAUACACCCUGAAUUUCUAGAAGUACACUUCUAGGAAAGUUUGGUAUAUUGACUGAUCUUUGUAAGUUUUGUAGCAUCGUCCAGGAUGCUGGUGAUUAAGGGGAGAGAGCAUGAACCUAUGUAUUUUUUUUUUUAAUGAGAAGGAAAAUAAUCAAUAAGAAAGAGCA
Macadamia integrifolia is the source of this 2185-nucleotide messenger RNA. RefSeq names its product chaperone protein dnaJ 49-like. Lineage: Eukaryota; Viridiplantae; Streptophyta; Magnoliopsida; Proteales; Proteaceae. The record is from RefSeq and is a predicted model, not a curated record. Gene Ontology annotation, molecular function: Hsp70 protein binding. Bases 646 to 1701 code for a protein of 351 amino acids. Gene Ontology annotation, cellular component: endoplasmic reticulum membrane. Gene Ontology annotation, biological process: cellular response to misfolded protein. The transcript is spliced from 2 exons.